This is a messenger RNA of Pieris napi, 2665 nucleotides long. RefSeq lists its product as uncharacterized. The transcript has 8 exons. Gene Ontology annotation, cellular component: nucleus. Gene Ontology annotation, molecular function: DNA-binding transcription factor activity, RNA polymerase II-specific; RNA polymerase II cis-regulatory region sequence-specific DNA binding. NCBI's taxonomy places the organism in Eukaryota, Metazoa, Arthropoda, Insecta, Lepidoptera, Pieridae. Bases 344 to 2230 code for a protein of 628 amino acids. The record is from RefSeq and is a predicted model, not a curated record. Gene Ontology annotation, biological process: regulation of transcription by RNA polymerase II.
UGGCUAGCGCGCCGGCUCAUUUUAUUGACAAAUCCACGGGUUUCCUUAUCUAAUUAGUGUUAAACGCGCCUCAGUAUUUUCCCCGUCAGUGUAUCUCUCACCGAGCGUGAUUGUGAUCGUGUGUGUAACCGGCGUGACAAAACACAAACAAGUUAUAGUUGUAUUGGUUUGCCAACAAGGCACCAUGCGGUUGCUUUUUCCAUAUGCCAAUUAAUUAUUAUAUAGAGUUCCUAUAAUUUAUGACUGAAAAGGUGUCUGUUUGUGUACUUAUAUUAAACAUUUAGUGGUAUAUUUUAAGUUGAUUGGAUUUAAUGAGUUGACAGACUCAUGACUAUCUAGGAAAAUGGAUAAGAAACUAGAUCUUUUAUCUCUGCUAGAGUCUGACUCAUGGCAGACAACAGCGGAUGACUUUCUGGAGAACAUAUUUUCUCUGGAGCAGGGUUCAUUGGAUUUCCUAGAACACUCCAUACCAGAUUUCAACCUAUGUCCUAAUGAGCCUGAAAUUAAUGGACUAAGUAGUUCCAGUUCGGAUAGUGGGGUUUCCUCAGAUCAAACUGAAUUCGAUUUCGAACAACAACUAUCGCCGUAUCUCAUACAAAACUCGUGCGACGAAGAGGUCAAUGGCCCUAAGCCCAUGAGCCCAGGCCAAAAUGUGAUCAAUGAUGGAUCUACAAGCCCAGGCCGAGAUGUAAUUAUCAAUGACAACUCAAGCUCUACAGAUUUUGAUAUUUUGGACUUCGAACAGAAUGUUGUGCCCAGCUUCAUCAAUACAUUCCCAGUCAAGCCGGAAAGAAAGCGUCGCUCGUCCAGCUCAAGUCAAGUGACAGUUCAGGCGAAAGUUCAAAGGCCAGCAAUAAAAAUUCCCGCCACAUCAGUACAGAAACCCCAACUAGUUGUCAAAGCCCAACCACAGAAGCCGAUGAAAGUUGCCAACAUACAAGUGAUAAAUCCACAGACUAAAGUCUACUCGAAACCUGUGGAAUCAGUCGCGCCACAGAGAAGAGUAAUCCGCGUAGCUCCCAUGGCCGGUAAUCCCAGAUCAAUAUUGUUGCCAGUGACAAUAAAGGAUAUGAAGGAUUUGAAAUCGAUAAAAAUAAUAAAUGCAGCCGAUUUGAAAAAUGCUUCGAAUAUCAAAAUUGCAGCUGCCAAUUUGCUGUCACAGAGUAAACGGCAUGAGGAGUCGAGAAGUGAUUACGAAUAUGACAGCAAUAUGAAUUGCGAUGACUCAGGCAGCGACCACAGCGACGAUGAUUCCGAUCAGAAGGACCAAAUUCACGACGGGAGAAAUGGGUAUCCUCGUCUCGUUCUUACAUCUGAGGAACGCCGUUUACUAGCAAAGGAGGGGAUUACUCUGCCAACAAGCUAUCCGCUCACAAAACACGAAGAAAGGGAAUUGAAAAGGAUACGACGCAAGAUCAGGAAUAAGAUCUCUGCGCAAGAUUCUAGGAAACGCAAGAAGGAAUAUGUUGAUGGAUUAGAAGACAGGGUCAAACAAUGCACAGCAGAUAAUCAAACCUUGAUGAAGAGGAUCAAACUGCUUCAGUCACAGAACCAGACUCUUACGCAACAAUUGAAGAGGUUACAGAGCGUAUUAACCGGCGUAACGCCAUCUAGCGGCAAAGCGCAGCCGGCGACAUGUCUCCUAGUUCUCCUGUUGUCCGUAGCGUUAGUUGCCUUACCGUCAAUGCGUGAGGAGCCAGUACGAAGGAAUGAAAGGGCUUCCACCACUCCAGCUGCAGUUACUAGAGCACUGUUGUCUGCUACGAAUAAAAUGAUCCUCGACGAGGCAGUAAUAGAUGACGGGGAAUUCAACAUGGACGAGCUGAUCACAUUCAACCGCGCGCAUUCCGACCACGAUUACCAAGUCGUCAAACAAACCGAAACCAAGCUUCCCGGAGGUUACAUUGACCUACCAAUAGACGAAGACUGGCCCCCAAACAAGAAACGUAUGAAAACAGAGUUCGACUACGGAGACGGCAAGGACUACAUUGCACCCAUAAUCAGACAAGAAAACUACGAAACGCCAAAAGCUUUACCGAAAUUUGAAGAAUUUGACAACACUCUAACCAAUACCUUGCUUUCCACUGGACGGAAAAUAGGCGAGCUUUUGAACGCAUUUUCCUUGAUUCCAGUUAAAAAUGAGGAUAUUUUGGUCGAAGAGGUCGAUUUCGAUUCGAGAAACAAUACUGAGGUGAACAGUUUUGUCGUCAAUGGCACUAAUGCUAUAUAAGAUUUUAUUUAUAAAAUACUAUUUUAUCGAAAGUUAAAACGAAAGUUGGGGAUUUUAAGUCAAAUGUACACUUAUAUAACAGUUUUUAAUUAGCUGCUGAGCCUUUCAAAUAGUAUUUUAUUUUUGUUUCGAUUUUAUUACAUAUAUUUUCACGUGAAUUCAAAUCAAUUCCUUAGUUAUUAAGGAAAAAUUAUGUAGGCUUAGGAAAUCUUGUCCAUUAUUUAGAUUAUAUUUAUUUUAUAGAUUUUAAUAUAUCUUUCCGAUAUUUUUUAGCUUUUUUUAUUUAAGCAUUUGUUCGGUGCAAUUAAGUUAUGAUCUUCAGUGUUAUCGUAAUAUUAUAGUUUUAAGUAUACUUUAUAUUUGGUUACAUUAAGAUGUGUCGAUACGAAAUCGUUGUAUUUGGAAUGUAAAUGUUUAAUAAAAUAUGAGAUAUUG